AACAUUAACAUCGCAUAUUCUUUGUUUCGACAUGCGCGAGAUAGUUCAUAUACAGGCUGGUCAAUGUGGUAACCAAAUUGGUGCCAAAUUCUGGGAAGUUAUUUCGGAUGAGCAUGGCAUCGAUCCGACUGGGACAUAUCAUGGUGACUCAGAUCUACAACUUGAGCGAAUCAAUGUUUACUACAAUGAAGCAUCCGGUGGAAAAUAUGUUCCGAGGGCUAUCUUAGUGGACUUAGAACCAGGCACCAUGGAUAGUGUCCGUGCAGGACCUUUCGGCCAACUUUUCCGUCCUGAUAAUUUCGUAUUUGGUCAAAGUGGCGCUGGGAAUAAUUGGGCCAAAGGCCAUUACACAGAAGGAGCAGAACUUGUAGAUUCUGUCUUAGACGUCGUAAGAAAAGAAGCGGAAUCUUGUGAUUGCCUUCAAGGAUUCCAAUUGACUCAUUCGCUCGGUGGUGGUACAGGUUCUGGUAUGGGAACAUUGUUGAUCUCAAAAAUUCGUGAGGAGUACCCUGAUCGGAUUAUGAAUACAUUUUCGGUCGUUCCUUCACCAAAAGUGAGUGGUUAUAUAAUUUUGACUAAUCAGAUAACUAUCUCGCCUAAAGUUUUCCUACAAGAAUCUAUUCUUAAUUUAGGAAUGGAACAUUGUGUUUCAAAAAGUUCCGUCGCUCAUCGAGUGUCAGGUCUUGUCAACUUUCGUCAGCGUUACUCUGCUCUAUUUUUGUCAUACACUGGUUUUGUGUUUCUAGGACAUCCUAGAUUGGUCCUAUCCAUAUUGCGCUUGGAUGGCAGCUUCGAAAAUGAUUAGCUUUUAUGAUAAGUAUAACUUCAAAGAGUACCUACAUGCGUACAUUUCUUGAAAUUCAUGCCAGGUUUUUUUAAUUUGAUUUUUAGGUGUCCGAUACUGUUGUUGAGCCAUAUAACGCGACGUUAUCCGUUCACCAACUAGUUGAAAAUACUGAUGAAACAUAUUGCAUUGAUAAUGAAGCACUUUAUGACAUCUGCUUCCGAACAUUGAAACUUACAACCCCGACAUACGGUGACUUAAAUCAUCUGGUCAGCGCAACAAUGUCUGGAGUCACUACUUGUCUCAGAUUCCCAGGACAGUUGAACGCCGAUCUUCGGAAAUUGGCCGUGAAUAUGGUUCCAUUUCCACGUCUGCACUUCUUCAUGCCUGGUUUCGCACCACUUACUAGUCGUGGUAGUCAACAAUAUCGUUCACUCACGGUUCCUGAACUGACUCAACAAAUGUUUGAUGCGAAGAACAUGAUGGCUGCAUGUGAUCCGCGUCAUGGGCGUUAUUUGACAGUCGCGGCUAUUUUCCGUGGUCGUAUGUCCAUGAAAGAAGUCGACGAGCAAAUGUUGAAUGUUCAAAACAAGAAUUCCAGUUACUUCGUUGACUGGAUUCCAAAUAAUGUCAAGACUGCUGUCUGCGAUAUCCCACCCCGUGGACUAAAAAUGUCUGUGACAUUUAUCGGGAAUAGCACUGCCAUCCAGGAGCUGUUUAAACGUGUUUCCGAACAGUUCACGGCUAUGUUCCGCCGAAAGGCUUUCUUGCAUUGGUACACCGGUGAAGGUAUGGAUGAAAUGGAGUUUACCGAAGCAGAAUCUAAUAUGAACGACCUAGUAAGCGAGUAUCAACAGUAUCAAGAUGCAACCGCCGAAGAAGAAGGUGAGUUCGAAGAGGAACUUGAAGAUGCAUAAAACAAUACUCCAAUAGUUGUUCUGCUUAUUACUUUCAAUAAAUUACCGUUUUUUGGUU
This is a messenger RNA of Schistosoma margrebowiei, 1759 nucleotides long. The record is from the annotation of a GenBank genome assembly. Lineage: Eukaryota; Metazoa; Platyhelminthes; Trematoda; Strigeidida; Schistosomatidae.